Molecule: messenger RNA, 2241 nt
Organism: Danaus chrysippus (African queen)
Lineage: Eukaryota; Metazoa; Arthropoda; Insecta; Lepidoptera; Nymphalidae
Source: the annotation of a GenBank genome assembly
AUGGGAAAUAAGUGUAAACACUGUGGCAAAUUCCUUGCUACAACAGAUGGUGUUAAAUGCUUAAAAUGUGCUUCCCGCUAUCACCGAGUCUGUCUUAAUAUCAGCCCAGACACUAAAACACACGGAAAAUGGAUAUGCCGUGAUUGCAAAUCGAGUCCUAAAUUGUGUACACCCGUUCAGGCUCCUUCCCAUCAUCCCGAGGAUGCUGUGGAUGAUACUUUCGCGGAUGCCAACCUUGGCGAAGACACGACGGCAGCACUGUUGCAGGAGAUACGAUUAUUAAGAAAAGAUAUGGCAUCUGUAUCCCGGGAAAUGACUUUCUUUCGGGAAGAGGUCUCUCGGCUUAACUCGACAAUGUCGGAAUUCAAUAGUCGCCUUACUACCGUAGAAAGUAGAAUUUCAGCUUUGGAAAAAGAUGAUAUAAACAAUCAAAGCCAUAUUGAAGAAAGCACUAAAGCGGAAAUAUCGAGCUUGCGUAUGCAAAUGAAUGAUAGGGAGCAGGAAUAUUUAGCAACAGACUUCGAGUUAGCUGGCAUCUUGGAAAAGCCUGGAGAGAAUGUCAACAACAUCGUGCUGUUAUCUGCUAGAAAAGUCGGCAUCGAUCUCACCGAACAAGACAUCGUGAGUGCAGAGCGAUCGGGACCUCGGCGAUCCGUGGCGGCUGACGGCGAGCGAAUGCGUCCGCGUGCCAUCGCGGUGCGAGUGACGCGCCGCUCACUGCGCGACGACCUGCUGCGGGCAGCGCGGGUGAGGCGCAGUGUUGAUACGUCCGGCGUCAUUGAUGGCGAGCCGAGACGAUUCUUCAUUAACGAGCGGCUCACACCUUACAAUCGGUACCUUUUGUUUAGAGCAAAAGAGGAAGGAUCUCUGGGGACACACCAUGACGAAUUCAUGCUGGCUAUUAACCGCCAUGAUGUAGACAUUAUGGCCUUAAAUGAAACUUGGUUGAGAGAGGGUGAGGAAGGGCGAGCACCAAAUAUCCCGGGAUAUCGUUUGCGCCACAAACCGCGUCCUGCUGAAGUGCGCGGCCGUGGUGGGGGUGUGGGCUACUAUAUUAGACGAGGAAUAACAGCACGAACCCUCAUUCAACCUUCAACAUCUCCGGACAUAGAACAAAUGUGGCUUAGUGUGAGCGUGGGAGGGAAAAAGUUAGUGAUCGGCACUGCAUAUCGACCUCCUUGGCUAAAUCCAUUUAAGUUCUUCGAAGGACUUACGGAGAUGUUCACUACACUUCCUGUUCAUGACCAUGUAGUUCUGGUGGGUGAUUUUAAUAUUAAUUUUUACGAAUCUGAUAAUUACUGUACACGUACGCUAUGUGAGUUCUUAAUGUACACGAAUCUCAAACAGAUUGUUAAUAAGCCUACUCACUUUACUGCUCACAGUGAGACAUUAAUAGAUCUAGUCUGUGUAGAUGGUAACACUAGUGAAGUAUGGGUAGACUAUAUACAUGAGCUUAGCAGUCAUGCGUUCUUAUCAUUUGAAUUUAAUAUACGCAAAUAUAAACCUAAGCCUCUUCGAAAAUCUUAUAGAAAAAUUAGUAGCAUUAAUGAAAAUGAUCUCAAAAACUAUUUAACAAAUUUCAAUCAACAAUGUCUUAAUAUAUAUGACGUCAAUAGUCUUGUUUCUCAAUUUAAUAGUAUGUUAUUAUCUGUUUUCGAUUCCUUAGCACCUCAGUUAUGUGGACUUUUUAAAGAGUCCCAAUAUCCGUGGAUUACUUACAACAUCAACGAAAUGAUUCGUACUCGUAAUGAGGCACACAUAAGAUCGCGACACACUCAGAAAGAUACUCACAUAGCGUACUAUAAGGAUCUGAAAUCAGAAGUUGAACUAGCAAUUCAUAGAGAGAAGGGUGCAUAUUUUACUCAAUUCAUAAAUAAUAACGCUAAGAGACCGAAGUUCAUGUGGAAGCAUUUAAAGAAUAUUUUAGCCUAUAAGAAAAAACGGGAUACCACGUGCCUACCAGAUCAUUUGUCAGAACCGAAUAAUUUUAAUAGAUUUUUUCUAACCUUGCCCGGAAAUAGUGACGUGGCAUCUAGUGACAUACAUUACUACACGAAAAAUAGACAUUUCUCCAAUUGCUUCGUUCUAAAACAGGUCUUGUUACAGACAAUAUUUCACAAUACAAAUACUCAGAUACAAAACCAAGGACUGCAACACAAUGGUCACAACACCUGUCUAGUAAAAGUAUCUACAUUAGUAUGCGCUCCAUCAGCCCUGCUGUCUGACAUUCACCUUCAAUAG